GAUAUGGAACAAGAUAAGAGAGAUAGAUAGAGAACAACACAAACAAGCACUGACAACAAUUCUAGCAAUGGCGUCUUCAGCACCAUUGCAAUUUAUCGAAUGCUGCGCCAAUUCCACCACCGUUACCACCAAUAAAACCACCGUACUCUACCACUCUAUCUCCUCUUCUUCCUCUAACCGCUGCCGUGUCACUCUCUCCCCUCUUACUCAUAGACGCCGCUAUUCUCCUCCCAGAGCUUGCUCUUCGCCGCAACCGCAACCACAACCGCGAAGGCAGUUCUUAGCUCAAUCGGCUGCCGCUGCUGCGGCGGCGUUGUCUCUUUCGCCUUUUCUCUUUCCUCUUCCGGCAAAAUCGGAGGACUCGCUUUCUGACUGGGAGAGAGUUUACCUUCCGAUUGACCCCGGCGUGGUUCUACUAGAUAUUGGUUUUGUUCCUGAAGAUCCUAAUCAUGGAUUUCUGUUAGGGACAAGGCAAACUAUUUUAGAGACAAAGGAUGCGGGACAGACUUGGGUCCCGCGUUCUAUACCAUCAGCUGAAGAAGAGGAUUUUAAUUACAGAUUCAACUCCAUAAGCUUCAGAGGGAAGGAAGGUUGGAUUGUUGGUAAGCCUGCAAUUCUGUUGUACACUAAUGAUGCUGGGGAAAACUGGAAAAGGGUACCGCUGAGUUCUCAGCUUCCGGGUGAUAUGGUUUAUAUAAAGGCAACAGGAGAAAACAGUGCAGAGUUGGUGACUGACGAGGGAGCAAUAUACAAUACUUCAAAUGGUGGUUACAACUGGAAGGCUGCUGUACAGGAGAGUGUUUCGGCUACCCUUAACAGAACAGUCUCAAGCGGUAUUAGUGGUGCAAGUUACUACACUGGUACCUUUAAUACUGUCAAUCGUUCCCCAGAUGGUAGAUAUGUUGCUGUUUCAAGCCGUGGAAACUUUUAUCUGACUUGGGAACCUGGCCAGGCUUACUGGCAGCCACAUAACCGAACAAUUGCAAGAAGAAUUCAGAACAUGGGUUGGAGAGCUGAUGGUGGUCUUUGGCUGCUUGUACGUGGUGGUGGAAUGUAUUUAAGCAAAGGCUCUGGGAUGUCGGAGGACUUUGAGGAAGUGUCCGUACAAAGUCGUGGUUUUGGGAUUCUUGACAUUGGAUAUCGCUCACAGGAUGAAGCUUGGGCAGCUGGAGGAAGCGGGGUUCUAUUGAGAUCCAGCAAUGGUGGUAAGAGCUGGGCUCGUGACAAAGCAGCUGACAAUAUAGCCGCAAAUCUUUAUUCUGUGAAGUUUAUUGAUGACAAAACGGGGUUUGUGCUUGGAAACGAUGGAGUUUUGCUUAGAUACCUGGGAUAGAGAUGGUGUAUACUCAUGCUUGCUGAGUUGCUGUAAUGGAGCUUCUUCUAACUAUAAUGGUCAUUUUUAACCGUAUGCAGGUUCCUCAGUAAUUCUGGUCGAGUUUUGUAUCUGUUGUAUGAGUAUUCUUACAAUUUUCCUUGUAUCCAAGGAAAAACUGAGAUGAUUCUUUGAUUGUCGAUAUAUGAUACUGUAAUUAAAACAGGACAUUUGAUUUUGUACCAAGCUACUGUAUACCAAUCUUGUUGAAAAGCCACAAUCUCCUUUUUUGCAAGGUAUACCAUCAUUAUUCAGGUUGAUUAGCAUGAACUGGUUUUGUAAAUUCUCAAGAAAUCUUCAAGGAUCUUUAUCUUGAGCCUAGGUUGGCAGAUUGUUUUCCA
Spinacia oleracea (spinach) is the source of this 1713-nucleotide messenger RNA. Its product is annotated as photosystem II stability/assembly factor HCF136, chloroplastic. The record is from RefSeq and is a predicted model, not a curated record. The transcript is spliced from 9 exons. The coding region runs from base 68 to 1333 and encodes 421 amino acids. NCBI's taxonomy places the organism in Eukaryota, Viridiplantae, Streptophyta, Magnoliopsida, Caryophyllales, Amaranthaceae. Gene Ontology annotation, molecular function: protein binding.